This is a messenger RNA of Hansenula anomala, 1945 nucleotides long. RefSeq names its product isocitrate lyase 1 (gene ICL1). NCBI's taxonomy places the organism in Eukaryota, Fungi, Ascomycota, Saccharomycetes, Phaffomycetales, Wickerhamomycetaceae. Gene Ontology annotation, biological process: carboxylic acid metabolic process. The transcript has a single exon. The record is from RefSeq and is a predicted model, not a curated record. The annotation marks the transcript as partial. Gene Ontology annotation, molecular function: isocitrate lyase activity.
CUCAUCAUGGCUUACUCCAAAAUAAACAUCCAACAAGAAGACGCUGACUUCAAAAAAGAAGUUCAAGAAAUUAAAAAAUGGUGGUCUCAACCUCGUUGGGCUAAAACUAAAAGAAUCUAUCAACCUGAAGAUAUCGCCACAAAGAGAUCAUCUUUAAAAAUUGAAUACCCAUCUUCAGUACAAGCUAAGAAAUUAUACAAGUUGUUGCAAGAACAUGACCAAAACAAGACAACUUCAUUCACUUUUGGUGCAUUGGAUCCAAUCCAUGUUGCCCAAAUGGCUAAAUACUUAGAUACCGUUUACGUUUCAGGUUGGCAAUCAUCUUCAACUGCUUCCACUUCAAAUGAACCUUCACCUGAUUUAGCUGAUUAUCCUUAUGAUACCGUUCCAAAUAAAGUUGAACAUUUAUGGUUUGCUCAAUUGUUUCAUGAUAGAAAACAACGUGAAGAACGUUUGAAUUUACCUGUUGAAGAACGUGCCAAGUUACCAUAUAUUGAUUUCUUGAGACCUAUUAUCGCGGAUGCUGAUACUGGUCAUGGUGGUAUUACUGCAAUUAUCAAAUUGACUAAAUUAUUUGUUGAGAGAGGUGCUGCAGGUAUUCAUAUCGAAGAUCAAGCACCAGGUACCAAGAAAUGUGGUCAUAUGGCUGGGAAAGUUUUAGUUCCUAUUCAAGAACAUAUUAAUCGUUUAGUGGCUAUUAGAGCUUCUGCUGAUAUCUUGGGUUCGGAUUUAGUUGUUGUGGCUAGAACUGAUUCUGAAGCUGCCACUUUAAUCACUUCUACAAUUGAUCAUCGUGAUCAUUAUUUCAUUGUCGGUGCAACUAAUCCUGAUGUUGGUGAUUUAUCUCAAUUACAAUUUGAAGCGGAAUCAAAGGGGAUUUAUGGUGCUGAAUUACAAAAAAUUGAAGAUGAAUGGACUGAAAAAGCUGGUUUGAAAUUGUUUCAUGAAGCUGUUAUUGAUGAAAUUAAUGCAGGUUUUUAUCCAAAUAAACAAGCUCUAAUUAAAGAAUUUAUUUCAAAAGUUAAUCCAUUAUCUCAAACUUCAAAUAAAGAGGCUAGAGUCUUGGCCAAGAAGCUUUUAGGUAAAGAUAUUUAUUUCAAUUGGGAAGCUCCAAAAGUUCGUGAAGGUUAUUAUCGUUAUUUAGGUGGUACCCAAUGUGCUAUCAACCGUGGUCGUUCUUAUGCUCCAUAUGCUGAUAUGAUUUGGAUGGAGUCAAAAUUACCUGAUUAUGAUCAAGCUGUUGAAUUUGCUCAAGGUGUUAAAGCCAAAUAUCCUGAUCAAUGGUUGGCUUAUAAUUUAUCCCCAUCUUUUAAUUGGAAUAAAGCAAUGUCUCCAGAAGAUCAAGAAACUUAUAUUCAAAAAUUGGCUAAAUUGGGGUAUGUUUGGCAAUUUAUCACAUUGGCUGGGUUACAUACUACUGCAUUGGCUGUUGAUACAUUUGCAAGAGAUUAUGCCAAGAUUGGUAUGAGAGCUUAUGGUCAAAAUGUUCAACAACCUGAAAUUGUUAAUGGUGUUGAAGUUGUUAAACAUCAAAAAUGGUCAGGUGCUGAAUAUAUUGAUAAUUUAUUGAAGACUGUCACUGGUGGUAUUAGUUCCACUGCUGCUAUGGGUGCUGGUGUUACUGAAGAUCAAUUUAAAGAUAAAGAAAAGUUGUAGAAGCUGCCUAGUCAUUCUGGUUAAUGAUUUGUUUGGUUUUUAUAGGUCAUAUAAUUUUCAAUUUGUUUUUGUUUGAAUGGGAUUGUAGGAAAUUAAAUCUGGUAACUCUUCUCUUUAUGAUUCUUUAGUUAUUCAUUUUCAUUUUGAUUCGAAUAAGUGCCCAAUAACUUGUACAUUGAUUGUUAAAAGAUGGAAAUUUUCACUCUCGGAGAUUUUCAAAAUUUACAUACACUUCAAACUUCAAACACAACCAACCGACAAAAUACCACAGCUAAUCACCCCUAUAACC